This is a messenger RNA of Blepharisma stoltei, 2750 nucleotides long. The record is from the annotation of a GenBank genome assembly. NCBI's taxonomy places the organism in Eukaryota, Ciliophora, Heterotrichea, Heterotrichida, Blepharismidae.
AUGUCAACUCCAAGCGCUUAUAAGGCUGGGGCCAACACCCAAGCCCGUGGCAAAGUCGGAAAAGUUGGAAAAGCCGCCCCUGCCCCAGCUCCCCGUGGCAAAGUUGCGACUGAUACCAAGCGCACCAUAUAAAUAAAAUGGCUUUCGCUUCAAGUGAAAUUAACUCCGCUAAUUUUUCUCUCUCUCAAGCAAUUUUAUUUAUGGGGUUGGGUUUGACCUCGAGGACUUCUGCACAGCAACAGCGAUUUAACUUUGGGGAUAACCAAAGGAACUGCUCCUCAGUGCGAUCAAGAGGCUCAGGUCUUUACCCCUACAGCACACCCGAAGGAGGUGGACCCUUAGUCGGAGCACGCGCAGGAGCUGAGUCGGAAUAAAGCCGUGACAGCAACGAAGCCUGUCGAAGCCGGAACCCCGUACUUACCGGUGCCUUGGCGAAUCGAAGUGGGUCGAUCCAGAGGUCCAUGGGCCCGACGCGUGGAUAAAUAUGGUGGCAGCUCUGGACAAGGCUACCCCGUAGUGGACGUAAAACGAUAUAAAUAAUUAAGAUAAGAUAAGAUACCAAGCACACCCCUAAGGACGCCAAAGAAAUGUUUUUGAAAAGGGUUCAGCUGUGCAGUAUCACUUAUGAUUAUUCAGACGACAAUAAAGACGUUAAAGCUAAAUCUGAGAGAAAUGCAGCUUUACAAGAUUUAAGGGAGUUUUUAAAUGACUCGAAAAAUGUGGCACAGUAUGUAAUUCCGCAUCUGGAUCUUGUCAUUGAUAUGAUCAAGAAAAAUAUCUUCAGACCUUUGCCGAUGGAUAAGAAAGGAGGAGAUAAAUUGGGACCAGGAGAAGCGGGAGCUGAAGGAGGUGAUGAAGAUAUGGUCAUUGACCCAGCGUGGCCGCAUUUACAAGGGGUUUAUGAGUUCUUUUUUGAGCUUAUUAUAUGUGAAGCAACUGAUGUGAAAAGUUUGAAGGUUUUUAUAACUCCAAGCUUUAUACAGGACUUUUUGCAGCUUUUUGAUAGUGAGGAGCCUCGAGAAAGAGACUAUUUAAAAAAUAUUUUAUAGUUAGCCAAUUCAAUAUGUUUUCAAAUAUUUAUUGUCAGAUUAUUUUUACUAAUAAAAGUAUUUCUAUGUAAACUGUAUACAUAGGCUAUAUGCAAAAUUAGUUCCAAGAAGAAAAAUGAUAAGAAAAGCAAUAAACGACUCCUUCCUUACAAUGAUUCACGAAACACAAAGAUUCAACGGUGCCAGCGAGCUCUUACUCCCACCUAAAUAAAACCAAUAGAAAAAUCCCUAUUUUUUACCCAAAAACCCACCCUCCGUGAGUGAACAAAAAUUUUUUAAUAUAAUUUUUUUGUUGAAAAAUAUUUUGAUAUAUAAGUGAUAAUUAUUAUAAUAAAAACCUCUUGCUAAUUUUAUUUAAUUUUAAAUAGCUUGCAUUUUAAAACAUAAAUUUUACAAUUAAAUUAAUAUUCGCUUUCCAAUUUUUGCGAAUUGGGAUUUUUUUAAAUUUCGAAAAAAAAAAUUAUAUAAAAUUUAUAUAUAAAUUAACCCCACUCGUAAGUGAAAAAAAUAUUUUUAUUCGUUCACUGAGAGGGGCAAUUAGACAUUCUCGCCUCAAUUAUCAGUGGUUUUGCAGUCCCCUUACGAGAAGAGCACGUUGUCUUUUUCAAAGUGAUCAUGAUUCCUCUCCACAAAGUCCAAACUGCCCACAUAUUCCACGAGCAGCUCCUCCGUUGCUCCAUGCUUUUCCUCAGCAAAGACCACGCCUUACUCCCCCCCCCUCCGUGAGUGAACAAAAAAAUUUUGUUCACUCACGGAGGGGGGUUAUUUUUUUUUUUUAAAAAAAUUUAUAUAUAAAUUUUAUAAAAAAUAUUUUUUUUCGAAAUUUAAAAAAAUCCUAAUUCGCAAAAAUUGGAAAGCAAAUAUUAAUUCAAUUUGCAAAAUUUAUGUUUUAAAAAGCAAUUCGUUUAAAAAUAAACAGAAUUAGCUCUAGAUUUCAUUAUAAUAAUUAUCAUUUAUAUAUCAAAUUUUUUUUCCAUAAAAAAUUUUUCUAUUAAAAAAAUUUUUGUUCACUCACGGAGGGUGGGUUUUUUGGGCAAAAAAUAGCGAUUUUUCUAAUGGUUUUGUUCACUCACGGAGGGGGGGGAGUUAGCAAUACCUCUUGUGGAAGGUCUUCUCCGAUACUGGCCAUUUGGAAACUCAGUUAAAGAAACUUUAUAUUUAACAGAGCUCCAAGAAGUCCUCGAAGUCUGCGAACUGGCGAAACUUGAACCUUUAAUCCCAAAACUCUUUAAAAGGCUUGUUAGAUGUAUUUCUGGACCUCAACUUCAGGUAGCUGACCGUGCUAUGUGUUUCUUUGAAAAUGACUACUUUUUAGGGAUUUUGCGUACCUUUAAACAAGUCACUUUUCCAAUGGUCGUCCCUGUUAUUGUAGAACUAGCCGAAACACAUUGGCAUAAAAUACUUCAAGAAUCGUUAAAUGCACUUAAGGUGAUUUUGAAAGAAAUUGACCCUGUGGCUUUUGAUAGAGCUCUACAAACCGGAUCAAGAGAUCUGGCAAGGGCAAAUUCAUUGGGCACUAUGCAUAACUUGCCGGCAAGGGCUACGACUGAAGCGAAGUGGGAUGCACUUGCUGCGAAAGCAAAAGCGAUUGAUCCGAGAUUUAAAGCUCCUUGUGUGCCUUAUGUAGAUUCUCAUGUAGUAGGGCUGAAUAAUAUGAAUGGAAUUAUGCUGACGAGCCAAAAUUUAAUUCCGCCUACUUAA